UGCGCUCAGUUGAUCGCCGAACUUCAAGCGCAUUGGACGUGUCGAUAUUGUGAUUAUUGUGAAUUAAGCAGCGCUGAACCGUAAAAGCGUAAGCGUUCGUCGUCAAACGAACAAUAGCCGUAACCGUAACCGCAACCGUAACUGGCAAUCGACGAAUCGACGACGCUUAUCAGCUUUGUCAAAGAAUAAGCCCAAAAGACUGCUGUCAAUCGACUCAAUAUUUGUGUAUUUUGUAUUUAUAUGUGCUCAGGAGUUUGAUCUGAUAAUAAAUUAAUAUAACUUCCCCCGCCACGCUUCCCCCUUCCCCUCUCCACAGGGCUGCGACUCAAUUGCCACCAAAAAUGUUGGAGACUUGAAUUACGCCGCCGCGCAACGAUAACCGUAACGAUAGCGAUAACGAUAAAACGAAAAUGAAUUCACAAUUUGAUACCGAUGCCGGCACACAUCCCUUUCGAUCAAAUAUCGAAGAAUUUCCCACAGCGCCCAAUGAAAAGAAUUGGGAAUGGACUUAUCUUGUGCGAAAAUGCCGUAAUCUGGAGCUGGAGGAGUCUUAUGACUUGUAUAUGCGUCGAUUGCGCAUUGGCUAUUUAUCGAUCUUCAUUUUUAUCGAGCUGCUCGUGAGUUUAACACACGCUUUACUCCUGUUCACCUCAUCGGAUAUGACCUAUGCCUAUAUCGAUAUGGGCGCCUACGUGGUCACCGGUCUCAUAAUGUGGCUAAUACUCUCGAUCAACUUCCGCAAUGAGCUGAUUAGCAAACACACCUGGAUUGUCUAUGCCUCCUCCUGGCUGGCCGUCUCCGUGAUGGUCCUAAUGGAUAUCGGCCUGAACAUUUAUCACGCCACCAGCAACAAUGAUAUACUUAAUCCCAUCUACGACGCCUACACUCUAUAUGCCAUCUAUAUGUUCAUGCCCAUUCCGUACAUUCUUCAGCCCUUCAUCUUGGGCAUUGCAGUUACCAUCUGCUAUAUCAUCAACUACAGUUUUGUGAUCACUUCCAAGGAGGAAAACCAAAUCCAAAUGCACAGCAUACUCAACGAAGCCAUUUAUUUGAUCUGCGUCAAUUGUCUGGGCAUCUUUUUCCGCCUGAUGCGAGAUAUAGCGCUGAGAACAACAUUUCUGGAUCGCAGACAGUAUGUGGAGGAGAAUCUUUUACUACGCUAUGCCCGAGAUCAGGAGCGAAGUCUGUUGUUGAGCAUACUUCCCGCACAGAUUGCGGAUCGUCUGCAGGAGGAUGUGAGGAAUCGCAUUGAGCGCUCCAAGCAGCAGCAUCAACAGCGCACAGGAUUCCAACAGAGCAUCCACAACAAUAAUCAUGCUUUAAAGCGUUGGCGUCAACCGGAUCAUGGCACACUCUUCAUCGAGCCGCACAAGGAUGUGACCGUGUUGUAUGCGGAUGUGGUGAACUACACGCACCUGACGACAACUCUGGAUGUGAAGAAGUUGGUGGAGGCUUUGCAUGAUUUAUUCGUGCGUUUUGACAUUGCGAGUGAGGAGUACAAUGUGAUGAGGAUCAAGUUCUUGGGGGAUUGCUACUACUGUGUGGCUGGACUGGCCAGUCCCAAUGAGGAUCAUGCCAAGUGCUGUGUGGAUCUGGGACUGCGCAUGAUCAAGGAUAUUCGCGAUGUGCGCGAGAAGCGACAUCUCAACAUUGACAUGCGCAUCGGUGUGCACUCCGGCGAUGUGUUGUCUGGUGUAAUUGGUGCCGCCAAGUGGCAAUUUGAUAUUUGGUCCAAGGAUGUGGACAUUGCCAAUCGACUGGAGGCCACCGGCGCCACAGGACGUGUCCAUGUGAGUCAGCAAACGUUGGGACUUUUAGAUGGCGAGUAUUUCUUUGAGGAUGGCACGGAAAAGGCUCGCGAGGAUCCUGUGCUACAAAAGCAUAAUAUACGCACCUUUCUCAUCAAAUCGCUACGCGCCCCCAUGCACGAUCCUCGCCGGGUGCAACGGGAGCGUCAGGCCAAGAAGCUGAGCGAGGCCAGCAAGUCCAACUUCAUGUACAACUCGACCCUGCAGCAAUACAACCAAGUGCGUAACCAGGCCAAGCUGGAAAUGUGCCGCGAGCUGGAUAAAAUGCCCAUCGGUCGUAUACAGAUAACCAAAGUGUGUCGUCGCUCCACAAAUCCUACCCAGGAUGAGAUCGAGGAGGAAACCUUUCGACGCAACAUCAGCUCCUUCUGUCUGCUGUUUCGCAUAAGGAACUGGGAAUUGCAAUACAUCAAGGAGCCGGAUGUGAUGUUCAAAUAUAGCAUUGCACUCGCCUGGUUCGUCUAUAUAUGCCUGCUCACCAUACAGCUGCUCAGCAAGGAUGCCAAAUAUCAUUAUUGGAUCAUUGAUGGCAUUACUAUAUGUCUGCUUACCAGCUUGCUUAUCAUCUCCUGGUACAAGAAGCUGUGGAUUAUGUAUGUCUCCGAUACGGAACAGUCGCGUCCUCAGGCCAAAUUAAGCAUAUUUCUCUACAGGAUGUCCGACUACAUGCAAGGCAAUAUUGUUCUACGCAUUGUUGUCUAUUUCCUGAUCAUUGCCUCCUAUUGUGCUGUGGCUGCCAUGCAAGUGAUAGAUUGUAGCGUCAGAGAUGAUGUUGUGGAAGAUGAUAAUGGAUUAAUGAAGCCAAUGCCAUUUACGUUUGAGGAGCGUGUGAAUUGCUUUCAUCCCUGGAUUCUCACCAACUGUAUGACACUGGUUAUCGGCACAUCCUUUCUGUUCACCCGCAUACCCUUCAUUGUGAAAACCUCUGUGGCUGUGGUAAUCACCGUGACAUAUGCUAUUCUCGUGGUGGUUGAGUUUGAUUACAUCUACGCCAGCAGUCCCUCAACGAAUGUGAAUUUAAAUGCCGAAUAUUCGCAUAUUCUGUUCAUCUUUAUAACGCUGGGCAUAUUCCAUUUGAUGGAGCGACAAACUGAGUUUAUAGCCAAGGUGGAUUACAAUUGGAAGCGUCAGUUGUUGCAGAAACAGGAUGAUGCACUGAUCACAAAUGGCACGAUCAAGGUGCUGCUGGUCAAUAUACUGCCCUCCCAUGUGGCGGAGUUCUAUCUGUCAAUGCAGCAGCAGCAGAAUGAGCUGUAUUACGAGGAGUACGACAAUGUGGCGGUUAUGUUUGCCUCAAUCAAGAACUUUGACACGGAUAAAAUAGGAUUACGUGUGCUCAACGAGAUUAUCUGCGACUUUGACGAUGUUCUCAACAAAUACUCGCACAGUCUGCGCGUGGAGAAGAUCAAGGUGGCCAACUGGACAUAUAUGGCAGCCUGUGGUCUGGACGUGACACGUUCCGAGCAGGUGAAUGCGCCACAGGUCAAGUUCCGCAAUGUCUCGCUGAUGCCGAAUGGCCGAAGAAGUCAGUAUCGCACCUCGGGAUCCGAGCAAGUGCAGCGAGUUCCUUAUGGCAAUGGCAGCACCAUUGCUUUGGAUCUGGAGCGUGGUCAGUACGAGGGCAAUGUGAUAAACAGCACGCCCAGAAUGAGCAAGGAGGACAUUGCCAAUGAGAAGAGCAACGAUGAAGUGAUCAAGGUGAUGGCCAACUUUGCUUUGGAUCUGAUGCGUGCCAUGAGAAGAUUCAAUGCGGAGAACAUGCAGUCGGAGUACGAGGGCAGCACGGAUUAUGGCAUGCUCCGUAUUGGCAUCUCCCAUGGCCGGGCUAUGGCCGGAGUUGUGGGCAUAUCGAAGCCGCAUUAUGAUAUCUGGGGUAAUCCUGUCAACAUGGCAUCCCGCAUGGACUCAACGGGCAUUCCUGGCAAGAUCCAGGUCACUGAGAAUACAGCGCUCAAAUUGCGCAACUUCAAUAUACAAUGCAAUUACCGGGGCAAGACCUUUGUCAAGGGACGUGGCAAUAUUCCCACCUACGUGCUGGGUACCGAUGACGAAUACGAAGGAUUCCUGCCUCAUCAGGCGCCGGAAGCACCAGAACCUACUUAGUUAAUCCUCUAUUUUAGCAUCCUUAUGUACCAAUUGAAUGUUUUCAAUAUGUAAAUAAAUCUAAAACAAACUAAAUCUUAA
Molecule: messenger RNA, 3992 nt
Organism: Drosophila innubila
Lineage: Eukaryota; Metazoa; Arthropoda; Insecta; Diptera; Drosophilidae
Gene: ACXD
Product: adenylyl cyclase X E
Exons: 14
Coding region: 411-3911 (1166 amino acids)
Biological process (GO): cAMP biosynthetic process; adenylate cyclase-activating G protein-coupled receptor signaling pathway; intracellular signal transduction
Molecular function (GO): adenylate cyclase activity
Source: RefSeq, a predicted model, not a curated record